Caenorhabditis elegans is the source of this 2565-nucleotide messenger RNA. RefSeq names its product MI domain-containing protein (gene Y52B11A.10). The record is from RefSeq and is marked reviewed. Gene Ontology annotation, molecular function: RNA binding. Bases 7 to 2466 code for a protein of 819 amino acids. The transcript has 16 exons. Lineage: Eukaryota; Metazoa; Nematoda; Chromadorea; Rhabditida; Rhabditidae. Gene Ontology annotation, cellular component: nucleolus.
GGUAAAAUGAAGCUUCCACUAUUCAAAAAAGAUGGAAUGUCGCGGAAGGAACAACGAAAAUCCGCGAAACAGCUCAAGAAAAUGCAGGCAAAGGCAUUUUCCCAGAGAACUCCGAUAGAACAAGUGAUGAGAGAGACGAUGGGAAUGACGAAAGAGGAUAAAAAGAAGAGAAAACGGAAAAGACAGCUGGAAGCGAAGAAAGAGCAGAGAAAAUUGGAAUAUCUGCAGAAUAAAAAUCGAAAUGACGGGGAUUCCGAUGACGAGGAGGAUAUGGAAGAUUCUGAAGACGAAGAAGAGAAAAAGCCCACAAAUCGCAAGGGAAUCGUCGAAGUGAGCGUGAAUAAGGGAAAACGGAAGUAUGGUGAUGAUUCUGAGGAUAGUGAUGAGGAUUUGACCUAUGAACAGUAUAUGGAAGAGGUUCAGACAGCGACAAAAAAGCGGCGACAAGAAGCCGACGGAACUGAGGAAGAUGACGCCGCAAUUCGUAAAUAUGGAGUACUUUUAGGUGUAAAUGAGCAGAAAAAGGAGCGAGAUGGCAAGCUAAAAGUACCGAAAUCCAUGAAAAGUGAUGGAUUGGAUUUACUUCUCGACUUUUGCGAUUCGGAACGGCGUAAGGAGCUAAUGGAAGAUGAACUUGACGAUGAUAAUAUGGAAGAUGAAGAAGAAUUUGAAGAUGAAGAGGAUGAAGCUGAUGAAUCUGGAAAUGAGCUAGAUCUUUCUGAAGGAGAAGAGCCUGUGGAAUCGGAGGAUGAUGAGGAUAUGGUGGACGAAAUGAUGUCAGACGAGGAAGAUAACGUGGAUGAUGAGAAAAUCGUGGAAAUUUCGGAUUCGGAAAUUGAAACCUCCGCACCUAAAAAAUCCGAAGAAACUGAAGAUAUUUAUGGUCGAAAAAUCAAUAAGUCCACCGGAGAACUCAUCAAAUUCGAUCCGGCGGCGGCGCGGAAAAAGCUCGAGGAGCUCGAUGCCACGUCAUCAACCGGAGAGCAGAAGCAACGAGUUGAACGGGCGGUUAAUAGUAUUAUUAAUAAGCUUUCCGACGCAAUGCUCAUCAAAUCUCAGCAGGGAAUCGCUGAAUUAUGGGCGAAUAGCUCGAAAAAUGAUGUGAAAAGUGCGCUGUACAAGUUCCUGUCAAAGGCUCUCCUGGCUCCAUUUAGGCUUCAAGACUCGCUUCUAACCACAUAUGGAGCACUUAUUGCAAUGUGCCAUACAAUGAUUAGUAAUGAGAUUUCCGCCCAUUUUGUCGAAUGUUUCAUGUGUGAUCUGGUGAAAUCGAUGCAGGAAGAAGAGGAAAUGGAUGAUAAAUCUAUGGAAAAUUGUGUAAUUUUCACAGCAUUCCUGGUGGUUUUUAGGAUUCUGCAACCAUCGAUUCUCAUCGAAAUUAUCGAUAAACUCGCGGAAAAUUUGAAUUUGACGAAUCUUUUUGCGAUUCGAACGCUUAUUGCUUACGCCUACAAAUCGCUGAAAAAGACGUCUUGGCCGCUUGUCACUCAGAAAAUCGACGAAAUUCACUCGGAAUUCGAGAAAAAGCCGAUUUCAGCACUGCCACGUGCCAAAUUCCUACUGGAAGAAGUGAUUUUACUGAAGAAGUCGCCACCAAAAGCAAUCGACUAUGAUGUUGUGGAGAGACAAGUCAAAAUUCUUCAUGGAAUUACGAAAAAAAAAGGAAGCUCCGCCUCCUCAGACUCGAAGGAGCUCUCAAUGACACUGAAUGACUUGUUGCACGCCGAGCAACGUGGAAGAUGGUGGAUCAUCGGAUCGGCAUUCCGUUUGCCAGAACAAGGUGGCUAUGGACUUUUAGCGUCGGCUUCAGCUGCCGGACAGAAGAAAACGGGCUCUUUCCCGCCGGAAAUGGUCUCACUGGCCACGAAAGCCGGAAUGAAUUCAGAAGUUCGAAGACACAUUUUUUGUAGUGUUGCCAGCGCCGACGACGAGGACGACGCGUUCGAACGACUUUUGAAACUUCAAUUAAAAGGCGAAAAAGAACGAGAACUUGUUCAUGUGCUUAUUGCUAUGAUGAUGAAGGAGAAGACGUACAACGCGUUUUAUGCCACGUUGUUGCAACGAUUCUGCGAAUUUAAUAAGCGAUUUGUGAUCACCCUCCAAUUCGCCCUAUGGGAUCGUCUACGUGAAUGUGAUCAAUUGAAACCAUUCCAGAGAGGAUCACUGGCUCAACUUCUUCAGCAUUUGAUUUCCAAUGAAGUCAUGAGUAUUACCGUACUCAAGACAGUCGAAUGGGCGACCCGCUCAGCUCGACUCACCACAAUUCUCAAAAAAUUGUUCCUCGGACUUGCAAAAUCGCCGGAAUCAGUGCUGAAACGUGUCUUCGAGCCCGUCAUUGAUCAGCAAAAACGCACGAAAUUCGAACUUUUGUCAGAGGGAAUGCGAGUGUUCUGGCACAUGAAUCUCAAUGACUUCGCCGCCUACCAAAAAAUCGAUAAAUGGAUCAUGGAGAGCGGAUAUGACUAGGAAAAUGUCACUUUUUGCUGAAAGUUUUUUUGUUGAUUUUUUUCAAUUGUUAACUUUUUCAUUCGUUUUUUUUUCUUUGUUGUUAUAAAUUUUUUGAAA